Molecule: messenger RNA, 363 nt
Organism: Uranotaenia lowii
Lineage: Eukaryota; Metazoa; Arthropoda; Insecta; Diptera; Culicidae
Product: chymotrypsin-elastase inhibitor ixodidin-like
Exons: 2
Coding region: 19-294 (91 amino acids)
Source: RefSeq, a predicted model, not a curated record
CUACAGCAAAUCACAGUGAUGAAGCUUCCCAUAUUGAUUUUUGCCACCUUGGCAGUGCUGCAGCUUAUAACCGCUCGAAAAGCUUAUAGCAAACGUGAUUGUUGGGCUCACGAAUCCUUUACAACAUGUGGAUCAUGCAUUGAGAAAGUUUGCGGGGUGCCCGAUAUUCCGCGGGUUUGCCCUGCCGUUUGUCUGAAGGGAUGUUACUGCGAUCAGGGCUACAUCCGCCGGAAGGCAGAUGGAGCUUGCAUUACGAUCAAAAAAUGCUUGGCGAAUCCUGUGAUCAACGGUUAGUUAAAAAAUCAUGGGAAUUCAGCUGAAGAAUAAAAAAAAUGUUCUUCAGCGUGAUUGAUUUGUGAGAGG